Messenger RNA from Entelurus aequoreus (snake pipefish), 2133 nucleotides. Its product is annotated as ADP-ribosyl cyclase/cyclic ADP-ribose hydrolase 1. The coding region runs from base 702 to 1451 and encodes 249 amino acids. Gene Ontology annotation, molecular function: phosphorus-oxygen lyase activity; NAD+ nucleosidase activity. Gene Ontology annotation, cellular component: plasma membrane. The transcript has 10 exons. The record is from RefSeq and is a predicted model, not a curated record. Lineage: Eukaryota; Metazoa; Chordata; Actinopteri; Syngnathiformes; Syngnathidae. Gene Ontology annotation, biological process: positive regulation of B cell proliferation.
UAGCUAGCUGGCUAGCUUAGCAGUCGGUCAGAGGGCGUUUAAUAGGAGUCUAAUCAGCCAAAUGAGUGCCUGGAGACAUUAACGAUAACAACACAAUCCCGGACAAUAAAUAUAUUUACGCAUAAAAUUAUCCUAUCAACCAGGGAACUGUGUGUGACUUGUAAAGUUACCUAGCGAGGACUGCUACCGGAACAGAUGGAGUGGCUGUGCCUCUUCCCAAAAGACAGCCCACACGUUGCGUUGGGAAAUUCUUCAUGGCAUCAUAAUGGGAGUCAUGCGGAGGCCUUAUUCGCAACAGGGCCCUGGAGGGAAAACAUCUUUUUGACCAAUGUCUGUCCACGGGGUUAAGGGAAAAUCCGCUUUCACCCUCAGCAUUGACACCCAUCAGUCCUGAGAAGAAGGAAUUAGUACUCUUUUAAGGAAGAUACUUUUCCUGAGUGAAACAGUGAGCAGCACCAGGAAACCAGAAAUAUUGGUGAGCAUGUGCUUUCUUUUGGUUCAAAAUCUGCACAAGUUUGUGCACAAUACCGCACAGGGUCCUGUCCUGUCAACCAUGUCGCAUGUACAGUGUCUCCUGGUUUUGUAAGGUACCCAUCUGUCACCAUGGCAACCACCCCUAAAGCAUCUUUAGUAAUGAUCAGCACGACCGCAUUCCCCUGCUAGCACAUUUCGGGACGACCCCCAACAUCAAGCACAUCGUGAUGGGACGGUGUUUCAAUUACAUCACACUUGUUAACCCCAGCGUCAGAUACGACUGCGAGGAAAUCUGGCAACAGUUUGAGGAGGCGGUGGUGCAGCAGGCGUCUUGCGGCGUGGCCGUCGAGGACUACCGCCACAUGUUCCAAGCCAUGCCGCAAACGUGGGCCUGUGACCGGUUCCUCUUCUGGAGCAAGACCCGGGCGCUCAUACACGACUACGCAGCUGUGGUGCGUCGCUUUUGGACCCUGGAGGACACGCUGGUUGGAUACAUGUUCAACGAUCUCAUCUGGUGCGGUCAGCAGGAAGACGCAGAUUUUGAUUUCGGCUCCUGUCCCCAGUGGUCGGCCUGUCUGAAUCACCCUGUGCACUCUCUCUGGAGGCAAGCUUCAAAGGACUUUGCAGAAACAGCAUGUGGGAACAUCACCGUCUUACUCAAUGGAUCCAUUGACGACGCCUUCAACAAAAACAGUAUGUUUGGAAGUGUGGAGCUGGACGGUCUGAAUCCACACAGGGUGAACUAUGUCAACAUCAAAGUGGUGACUAACCUGGAUGGACCAUUCACAGAAUCCUGUCAUCAGGGUUCCGUUGUGGACCUGAUCCACAUCCUCCAGUCCAGAGGUUUCCGUUGGACCUGCUCAGACAACGACCAGAUCCUGAUGAUCCUGCAGUGCGUCCAGAACCCGGAACACCCGUCCUGUAGGACAUGUGCAGACAGCUUGUCGCACGGAAAGACCGCAUUCACAGGGAACUAAGGACGUUUAUUUUAUUAUCGGAACCACAACCUUUUGAAUGUGUCCGAUAAAGACUGCAUACCUCUUUUCUUUGUUGCUUGGAUGUCAUCACCACUUUGAUGGAUUAUGCAAAAACUGACCAAUUUCCAUAAAGCUCAAAUCACGUUUAAUGUUUAAUUCUGUACUUUUUAACCUUAUAAUCACGUUUUGUAGCGUUUUGAUGCUGAGUGCCAACCCUUGGCACUCAGCAUCAAGGGUUGGAAUUGGGGGUUAAAUCACCAAAAAUGAUUCCAGGGCGCGGCGCCGCUGCUGCCCAGUGCUCCCUUCGCCUCCCAGGGGGUGAGCAAGGGGAUGGGUCAAAUGCAGAGGACAAAUUUCACCACACCUAGUGUGUGUGUGACAAUCAUUGGUACCUAACUUAACUUUAACUUUACACAUACAAACUGCAGCACACAAAAAGGCACAUUUAAUUUAAAAAAAACGUUAUUAUGGUCUUACCUUUACUUAUAAAUGAAGUCCAUGCACAGCUCCUUUUGAACAAAAGCAUCGAUAACUUGUUUAUAGAAGUCUUCCUUAUCUUUCUUCAGUUUUAAAAGUCUCUCUGUCUCGAUGGAGAUGAUCCUUUAAUUAUUACCUCCUGCUUUGAUUGAAAGUCCAGUUUAGAAAACUGUUUUAUUUUAGAUAUGUAAUCCUCCAUGUUAAU